Molecule: messenger RNA, 378 nt
Organism: Colletotrichum fioriniae
Lineage: Eukaryota; Fungi; Ascomycota; Sordariomycetes; Glomerellales; Glomerellaceae
Source: RefSeq, a predicted model, not a curated record
AUGGCCGAGAACGAUACUGCCAGCGCCAACAAGGCUUACUUCAAUAAGCUGGCAGCCGAGUACGACGCAAAGUACGAAAAGACUAUUCUGCAGCUCGAAAAGGAGAUUCGCAAGCGCAAGGACUUUAUCGGCGCAGAUUGGGUCAUUGACGACGACGAUGAUGAUGACGACGACAGUGAGAACGAGAGCGCAGCACAGCCGACGGCGGCGAAGGGUCGGUCUGUGAGACUUCUUGAUUACGCUUGUGGAACGGGCUUGAUUUCGAGGGCUCUCGCGCAGUUCACGACGCAUUGCGUCGGCAUAGACAUUUCGGAAAACAUGGUGGCGGCCUACAACGCCCGGGCCGAGAACCAGACCGGGCAUCCAAGUGGAAAGUGA